Messenger RNA from Neomonachus schauinslandi (Hawaiian monk seal), 5586 nucleotides. RefSeq names its product phosphofurin acidic cluster sorting protein 2 (gene PACS2). The annotation marks the transcript as partial. Lineage: Eukaryota; Metazoa; Chordata; Mammalia; Carnivora; Phocidae. Gene Ontology annotation, molecular function: transmembrane transporter binding. The transcript has 24 exons. The record is from RefSeq and is a predicted model, not a curated record. Gene Ontology annotation, biological process: protein localization to plasma membrane.
GCCACCUGGGAGGUGGACGGCUCCAGCCCCAGCUGCGUGCCCAGGUUGUGCAGCCUGACCUUGAAGAAGCUGGUGGUGUUCAAGGAGCUGGAGAAGGAGCUCAUCUCGGUGGUGAUUGCUGUCAAGAUGCAGGGCUCCAAACGGAUCCUGCGGUCCCAUGAGAUUGUGCUGCCCCCCAGCGGACAAGUGGAGACCGACCUGGCGCUGACCUUCUCUCUGCAGUACCCUCACUUCCUGAAGAGAGAAGGCAACAAGCUGCAGAUCAUGCUGCAGCGGAGAAAGCGCUACAAAAACCGAACGAUCUUGGGCUACAAAACGCUGGCGGCGGGCUCCAUCAACAUGGCCGAGGUGAUGCAGCACCCCUCCGAGGGCGGCCAGGUGCUGAGCCUCUGCAGCAGCAUCAAGGAGGCGUCGGUCAAAGUGGCCGAGAUCUGGAUCUUCUCCCUGUCCAGCCAGCCCAUCGACCACGAGGACAGCGCCAUGCAGGCGGGGCCCAAGGCCAAGUCCGCAGAUAACUACUCCGAGGAGGAGUAUGAGAGCUUCUCCUCUGAGCAGGAGGCCAGUGACGAUGCCGUACAAGGGCAGGACCUGGACGAGGAGGACUUCGAUGUGGGGAAACCCAAGAAGCAGCGGCGAUCGAUAGUAAGAACGGCAUCCAUGACCAGGCAACAAAACUUCAAGCAGAAGGUCGUGGCGUUGCUGCGGAGGUUCAAAGUGUCAGAUGAGGUCCUGGAUUCAGAGCAGGACCCUGCAGAGCAUGUCCCUGAGGCAGAGGAGGACCUGGACCUUCUGUAUGACACGCUGGACAUGGAGAACCCCAGUGACAGUGGCCCGGACCUGGAGGACGAUGACAGUGUCCUCAGCACCCCCAAACCAAAGCUCAGGCCCUACUUCGAAGGGCUGUCACACUCCAGCUCGCAGACGGAAAUCGGGAGCAUCCACAGUGUCCGGAGCCACAAGGAGCCUCCGAGUCCCGCCAACGUGCCUGAGAAGACUCGAGCCCUGGGAGGCAAGCAGCCAAGCGACAGCGUCUCGGACACGACCCACAGCACACCCGCCCCCGGGGAGCAGCCCGCACAGCCCGAGGACAGCCCGGAGGUGGAGACCUCCGCUCUGGACGUGUUCACCGAGAAGCUGCCGCCCAGCGGGCGGAUCACCAAGACGGAGUCCCUCGUCAUCCCCUCCACCAGGUCCGAGGGGAAGCAGGCCGGCCGCCGGGGCCGGAGCACGUCCCUGAAGGAGCGGCAGCCCGCACGGCCGCAGAACGAACGGGCCAACAGUCUGGACAAUGAGCGCUGCCCGGACACGAGGAGCCAGCUGCAGAUCCCCAGGAAGACCGUGUAUGACCAGUUAAACCACAUCCUCAUCUCUGAUGACCAGCUCCCUGAAAACAUCAUCCUCGUCAACACCUCCGACUGGCAGGGGCAGUUCCUGUCGGAGGUCCUGCAGAAGCACACGCUCCCCGUGGUGUGUACGUGUUCUGCCGCUGACGUCCAAGCGGCCUUCAGCACCAUCGUCUCCAGAAUACAGAGAUACUGCAACUGUAACUCACAGCCGCCGACCCCCGUGAAGAUCGCCGUGGCGGGAGCGCAGCAUUACCUCAGCGCUAUCCUGCGGCUCUUCGUGGAGCAGCUAUCCCACAAGACCCCCGACUGGCUGGGCUACAUGCGCUUUCUCAUCAUCCCGCUGGGUUCCCACCCCGUGGCCAGGUACCUGGGCUCCGUGGACUACCGCUACAACAACUUCUUCCAGGACCUGGCCUGGAGAGACCUGUUCAACAAGCUGGAGGCCCAGAGCGCCGUGCAGGACACACCGGACAUCGUGUCGAGGAUCACCCAGUACAUCGCAGGCGCCAACUGUGCCCACCAGCUGCCCAUCGCAGAGGCCAUGCUGACCUACAAGCAGAAGAGCCCUGACGAAGAGUCCUCUCAAAAGUUCAUUCCCUUCGUAGGGGUGGUGAAAGUUGGAAUAGUGGAACCGUCCUCAGCCACGUCAGGUGACUCAGAUGACGCGGCCCCCUCGGGCUCCAGCGUGCUCUCAUCCACCCCACCGUCCAUGUCUCCCGCGGCCAAGGAGGCCUCACCCACCCCGCCUUCCUCCCCGUCAGUGAGCGGGGGCCUGUCUUCCCCCAGCCAGGGCGUCGGCGCCGAGCUGAUGGGGCUGCAGGUGGAUUACUGGACGGCAGCCCUGCCCGCAGACAGGAAGAGAGAGGUGGAGAAGAAGGACCUGCCCGCCACCAAAAACACGCUCAAGUGCACCUUCCGGUCUCUCCAGGUCAGCAGGCUGCCCAGCAGUGGCGAGGCCGCGGCCACGCCCACCAUGUCCAUGACCGUGGUCACCAAGGAGAAGAACAAGAAGGUGAUGUUUCUGCCCAAGAAAACCAAGGACAAGGAUGUGGAGUCCAAGAGCCAGUGCAUUGAGGGCAUCAGCCGCCUGAUCUGCACAGCCAAGCACCAGCAGAACAUGCUGAGGGUCCUCAUCGAUGGCGUGGAGUGGAACGAUGUCAAGUUCUUCCAGCUGGCGGCACAGUGGUCCUCCCACGUGAAGCACUUCCCCAUCUGCGUCUUCGGACACCCCAAGUCCACCUGCUAGCCCUGCCCCGAAGCCCUGGACGGCGAGCGCCGGGAGGGCCCAGCUGCUUUUCUGCUGACGUUUCAGUUUACUACAGAGACCCUUAAAAACACAAAGGGAAACAGUCUGAAGUAUGGACGUGCUCUCAACCCGGAAACUCGUGGGGAGGGCCCCCCCGCUGCAGCCCAUUAACUGCUCUGCUCAUUAACCAGAUGUGCCGGGGGGUGGGAGGCCAGGUGGACAGCGCUGAGCUCUGAGAGUCACAAAAGGUGUGUUUUGGCCUCGGGACCUCCCGGGCCCCCCAGCAAGAAGGGUCCUCACCCUCGCGUCCUGUUCUCCCUGAAAGCCAGGACUCUGCUUCCUCAGGGAGCUGGGGUCGGGCGGGCGGCCUCCCAGAUCCACGGGCUGCUUGUGUGCCCAGACACAGAGCUGGGUGGCUGGAGGCUGAAGGCCGGCCUCCUGUUGGGGGCGCCCUGAGCAGAACAUGGCGGCCGGGCAGCCCAGGCCUGGGCCCAGCUGCCCACCAGCCGAGAGAUGCCCCAGCACCGCCCACUUGUGGUUCCCAAUAAACUCCAGCCUCGCGGGGCAGCGGAGGUCUUACAGUAGCAGAUAUUUUUAAUGCUUUUAAAUACAUGUUAUAAUGUAGCUGCCAAACAGACAGUGCUCUUCCGAUGUCCCAGUGGCCCCUGGGGCUGGGGCAGAGCCAGCCAGCGCUGUCCCGCGACCCAGCCCCCAACACCCGCCUCACUCUCCCUCUGGCUGUUCUUGAGCCAUCACUAUGCUUCUGCUGGUUGUCCCUGCCCCAAAUUUAGCAAGCACAGUGGCCCCCACAGCUGGCCCCAGCCCGCUCGGCCUCCUCCUCCCACCUGGCCCCCAGGCCAGCUAGGGGGUGUCUGGGCCCAUACAGCACUCAUGUGGCCAGUGAAAGCUCAGGCAGGGCAGCCUGGCCUCAGGACCCAGGCACCACUGGACCUGUGGGUGCAGCUGGGGGUACCCUGAAGAGGCACAGAGCCCUGGCCUCUCUGGGCCAAGCUCCCUAGAGCAAGGUUUUGGGUGGUAGCAUCACCCCCUGCCUUUCCAUGCAGCAGGAAAGGGACAUCCUGACCUGCAGCAAGAGUCCAACCCAGUCUCGCUGCUCCCCUCGCAACCCUGCAGCCCACUUUGCAUGGGAAGAGCCCACCAGUUCCCAUCCUUGGGCAGCUGUGGCCCUGGGAUCCUGGUAGCCCAUCCAGGGGGCCACACUGGCUAUGCUCAGAACACAGUGCCAAAUGCAGGGCAGGCUGCAGGCCAUUCCUGUUCUUCCAGAGGACGGGCCUCACCAACAGCCCAUGGCACCGACAGGUCUGCCCCUGGGGGAGUGAGCGAUGGCCCACUCUUCUUAGCUGUGGCCUACCGGCCGGCUUCCUUCCUCCCCCAAGGCAGUGGCCCCGGGCUAGUCAGGGAGCAGGAGGACAUGGGCCUGACCUUGUGUAUGGCCCUGCCUCGGGGGUGCCUGUGGGCAGAGGACCUUCCCCAUGAGGGCCCAGACUCCUCCCCUGACAGCUCCUGGGACCAGGGGCCCUAAGCCGAACCCUGGCCUGGAAGGACGGGGUCAAGGUGCAGGCUGCUGAGCCCCAGCGUCUCCCGUGGCCUGUACCCUCAGAAGCAGGCCCUGGGACCUUGAGCCUCCCUGCCCUGGUUCCCGCCACUGGGUCUCAGGGCCUUGGUCACUGGGUCUCAAGUUUCCUUUCCAAAAGUCACACUCAGCAGGAAGGAGGUACAGGGGAGGCUCCUGACUUCACUCUCUAGCCACAGAACUGACUUUAGAGGAAGGGGCCAAAUGGGGGGCAGUCACGUCCUUUCUGGCUGUGGGCAGUCCCUCUCCUGGGACCAUCCCUCCCUCCACCCCCCCCCCCCCCCCCCCCCCCCCCCUCCACUUCAAAGCUAUGUCCUCAUUCAUGCAAGGGGAGCACCUUUACCCCGGGCCUACAGAGCCCAGUUGCGGUCUGUCCUGUUCCUAAGUGCCAUGGGGCCCACCCGCCACACUGUCCCCAGGCCCAGGAGGUCAUGCACACAGCCCCAGGCACCGUGACUCCCUCAGAGACCUGGGCUGCGCUCACCCCUGUGCCUCGGCUUCCCCAAUGGCUCAACAGGGUUGGUCACGUUUCCCCUGCCUACCUCAUGGAGCUGUUCUGAGGAUCCAUGGAAAAGCACUUUGUCCCUCCCAGGAAGAGGAUGCAGAAGCCAAAGCCAUCCGUGACGGAACCGUGCAGCUGUGAGCACGUGGGGGUGGCGUGGGGGUGAGGUGUGUGGCCCCGGCAGAAGCAGCCCCCCCAGAGCAAGGGUUCUCAGCCCACCGGGUGACCAGUUGGAACUUGGGACUCAAAGGGCAAGCCACCCAUCACCGCUAGGCAAGGCCGGGCGGGGUCCCACUGCUUCCUCGCUCCUCCCAUGCCCGUCCCCUGGGUCACUGUCUCCUCAGGGCAUGCUGGCCAGGGUCCUGAGUCAGUGUCAUGGCUGCGUCUCGGGGAUGGCACUCAAGGACGGCCUUGCUGCCCUGUCCUUGCCCCCAGACGGGAAGACCAGACUCCUCUCCGGGGCCUGGCCUUUGUCCUGGAGCAGAUUCCUCGUUAGGAGACAGGGCCACUUGCUUCUAAGGGCUGCCAGAGCUCCUACGCCUGCCCCUUGCCCCCUUCCACACCUGGCCCCCGUGCGCGGAGUCGGGAGAGCGUGUCCGCCGCAGGAGCCCGCGCGAGCCCGGCCCGAGGCUGCCUUGGCGGCCACCGCGGGGGGGCCUGAACCUGCAGGCCGAGGAGGGCCGCUCUGCGUCUCUGCAGACCCCGUCCAGCUCAUCGUGCAUUGUUUAGUUUCUAGGAUGUACGUGUUGCUAGGGUUUUUUUUUUUAAAUGGAAAACAGGAUUAAUGUAAAUAGCCUCUUUGGGGAACAGAUUCUAAUCUGUCACGUAUGUGACCACGUGGACUAUUUUAAGGUGCUGAUGCAACACUAAUAAACCUGGGGGCACCCCCAGGCCUUCC